Messenger RNA from Myotis davidii, 1439 nucleotides. It is a transcript of the gene CXCR2, whose product is annotated as chemokine (C-X-C motif) receptor 2. Gene Ontology annotation, biological process: G protein-coupled receptor signaling pathway; neutrophil chemotaxis; immune response. Bases 131 to 1189 code for a protein of 352 amino acids. The transcript has 2 exons. Gene Ontology annotation, cellular component: membrane. The record is from RefSeq and is a predicted model, not a curated record. Gene Ontology annotation, molecular function: C-X-C chemokine receptor activity; interleukin-8 binding. NCBI's taxonomy places the organism in Eukaryota, Metazoa, Chordata, Mammalia, Chiroptera, Vespertilionidae.
CACAAUUGAGCAAUCUCAUCCACCACUCACUUCCUCCACUGGGUUCUUACUACCACCACCCUUGCAGUCAGGCACAUCUGCUCUUCGGAGGUGUCCUACAGGUGAAAAGCCCAGAAUCCUGGCUACAAAUAUGGCAUACAUGAUUAUAAAAGAACUUCCGGAUAAUUACAGCUGGGAGGAUUUCGAAAAUUACAGUUACUCUGACGUAUCCAUUUCGCCAAACUCUGUCCCAUGUCAGCCAGAAUCUCUGGAUAUCAACAAGUAUGCUCUGGUGACCAUCUAUGCCCUAGUCUUCUUGCUAAGCCUUCUGGGAAACUCCCUGGUGAUGCUGGUUGUCUUAUACAGCCGUGUCAACCGUUCAGUCACUGACGUCUACACUAUUGCCGACCUGCUCUUCGCCCUGACCUUGCCUAUCUGGGCUGCCGCCAAGGCAACAGGCUGGAUCUUUGGCACACCCCUGUGCAAGAUGGUCUCACUCCUGAAGGAAGUCAACUUCUACAGUGGAAUUCUACUACUGGCCUGCAUUAGCGUGGACCGCUACCUGGCCAUUGUUCAUGCCACACGCACUCUGACUCUGAAGAGGCACUGGGUCAAGUUCAUAUGCUUAGGCAUCUGGGCUCUAUCUCUGAUCCUGUCCCUGCCCGUCUUCGUCUUCCGCAGGACCGUCUACCCGCCUAAUACUGGCCCAGUCUGCUACGAGGAUCUGGGUGCCAAUACAACUAAAUGGCGCACAGUAAUGCGGGCCCUGCCCCAGACCAUUGGCUUCCUCCUGCCGCUGCUGGUCAUGGUGUUCUGCUAUGGGCUCACCCUGCGCACACUGUUUCAGGCCCACAUGGGGCAGAAGCACCGGGCCAUGCGGGUCAUCUUUGCUGUCGUGCUCGUCUUCCUGCUCUGCUGGCUGCCCUACAACCUGGUUCUGUUGUCAGACACCCUUCUGAGAAUCGGGGCGAUCAAGGAUAGCUGUGGUCGCCGAAACGACAUUGGUCGGGCCCUGGAUGCCACCGAGAUUCUGGGCUUCCUUCACAGCUGCCUCAAUCCCCUCAUCUACGCCUUCAUUGGUCAGAAGUUUCGCCAUGGACUCCUCAAGAUCAUGGCCGUCCAUGGCCUGAUCAGCAAGGAGUUCUUGGCCAAGGAGAGCAGGCCUUCCUUUGUUGGCUCUUCUUCAGGGAACACUUCUACUACCCUCUAAGACCCCUGCUGCUGUUGUAGCCCCACUGGGCUCCUCCCCUCCCAUCAGUACCCAAGCCUCAUGACUAUAGUCCACUGGCUAUUCACAGUCUCUGUGUCAAGACAGCCUCACACUGUGGUCACAGAAAGUUGCUGAGGCUCUGACUUUACCAGGUGCCCUGAUCUGGUUCAGAAAGCCUCCCCUGGCUCCCCACCCCUUACUGUAAUUCCUAUGUCAACUGCUAGAGCUCUGUCCAUCCUACCACUGAGCC